CUUGCGAUACCCCGCGAGUCCCAUCGGAGGGUGUUUUUUUUUUUGGUGUUCGAUGUUCCGACGCGAGUGAUCGGUAGUUUUCAGUGCGACGAGGAGAAAAAUAGAAAAUGGGCACCGUGCUUAGUUUUUCGCCUCGAGAGAGGAGACCGGUGUACACGACCAGCAGCACGGCCGACUUCACGCUGAACAAUUUCUCGUACGAACAGUUGAACAACGUGAAAAACAACCGGGAAAUAUGCUCGUCGAAACCUGCCCUCACUCACUCGAAUACCCACACGUUGAACAAUAUCAAUAACAAUGACAGUGCCAGGAUUAUAUCGGAGAAAAACGCCUUGGAGAAGAACCUGAAGAAGCACUCGUUGUUUAUAAACGCGUUGUCGUGGAAACGAUUUUCCACGACGAACAACAACAAGAAGAAGUUGGAAAACAACAAGAACAAGAACAUUACCGUCUACAGGCAACCGUUGGUGGAUAACAUCCACGUCGUGGACAAAAACAAAAACAUACAGCAGCAGCAACAGUCGAACAAACAGGCGACGUAUUAUUCGACUUCCAAGUCCAGUUCAGCCCUAGCGUUGGACCUUGUGAGGGUUAACAAUGCGAACAAUACCAACUACCAUUUGCACUGCGAAAAAAUCACCAACAAACAAGCGCUUCCGAGUCAAAGAGAGUCGAAUCAGGUCGUGCCUGUGGCGGCACCGAGGAAGACAGUUAUCCAGGCGUCGACCUCUGAACUGUUGAAAUGUCUGGGCAUGUUUUUGCACGCUAAAUGUUACAAACUGAACGAUUUUCAAGCGGGAGACGCCGUCAUGUGGCUGAGGACCGUGGACAGGAGCUUACUCCUGCAAGGAUGGCAGGACGUGGCCUUCAUCAAUCCUGCGAACGUUGUGUUCGUCUACAUGCUGGUGAGGGAGUUGGUUAAGGAAGAGAUUGAAUGUGAACAGGAUUUACAAGCUGUCGUUCUGACUUGUUUGUAUUUAUCUUACUCGUAUAUGGGAAAUGAAAUCUCUUACCCGCUCAAGCCGUUCUUGGUAGAGGACAGCAAAGAAAAGUUCUGGGACCGUUGCCUGGACAUCGUCAAUCGCCUUUCUUCCAACAUGCUUCGGAUAAACUCGGAGCCGGGCUAUUUCACCGAAAUCUUCACUGAACUGAAAGCCUGCGGGACCACUAACGAAAGGAACCUAGUAGCCACCAACUUAUCGACGAUGGGUUGUCAAACGGUUCCGGUAGUUCCGUGCAAUACCGGUACUCACGGCGCUUGACAAAAGGAAAUGACUGUCGUUAAGUUAAGCUUAGCUGAAAUUCCACCUGUGCCGUGCGAAGUUUAAGGAAAAAGCGGUAGUGGAAAACAUCCUUUCGGAACUAAGAGUUCGUCUUGCCUUCGUCAGCUUAAUGAGGUAGUUAGAUAAUCGCACAGAAACGGAAGUUUCGGCUGUUGGGGGAGGAAACUGCAUUCGAAACUUAAGGAGUCCCUCAUUUCCCUCUGUUCUGACUCGAUCGGUAUUUCUGUAAACUCUUUUGCCCUUGUUUUCGUCACAUAUCACCAUAUCUCUCAACAAAUCACGUAUGGGUAUUUUAUCCGAAAUUCGUAAUGAUAAAUGUUUAAUGUGUAUUGAACUCAACAGUAGUUGUUUACUGAAUGAAUGAGAAAACUAAUCUUUGAAUUCGAUCUUGAGUAAUUCUUCCACCACUUCAAAACAUGAGAACGGCAUUCUUAUGGGUACUUUUCGUGUUAGUUUGUUAAUUGAGAAUUAAAUUCACGAAUUAAAUUAUAUUCUGUCGAUAUAGAACCUACGGAUUACUUUUUUUGUAUUUUAACCUAAUGGGCCUCUAUUGUUGCGUAUUUGGUUGUAUGGAGUUGCUAAAGUUAGAUUUUUGCAUAAUAUUAACUUGACCACUUUGGGGAUCCCAAAGUUCAAACUCACUAAACGGAAAAAAGGUGUUCUUCCUCUUUCGAAUUCUUGUUUGCUUUUCUUAAAAAAGUUACUUAAUUCGUCACUGGUUUUAUGGCGUUCAGGAUUUUUUCAAGUCUAAUUUUAAGUAACAUAUUUUGUGUGUAUUAUGUAUACAUAUUUCACUAUUUAUUUAUAUUAUUUUCUUUCCUUAUAAUUUAUUUGCUGCUAUUAAGGCAAAGUUUUGGGAUAGAUUUAAACGAAAUGCGGCGUUGCCAAGUUAGCGAAUUUAACUUUACUUUAAAGUGCGUGAUUGAUGAUCGAUCUGAGUAUGACGAAGAAAUAGGGACGUGUUACAUACAAUGUAUUUUUGUAAUCGGCUCAGUGUGGUACCAUAGACAAAUUAUUAAUUAAUAUCAGAGUAUAUUUAUGUCGUUACUAUGGGAACCAAUUCAAAGGCGACUUAUAAUAAGACGGAACAGAAGCGAGUCGUCUGCGUUUUACUGACUCGAAACAAUUUUUAAAAAAUGUUACUAAUUGAAACAAAAAUUGAAGAAGAAUAACUAAAUUCUCAUAUUAAUUUGAAAUUUUUAACCAAUUAUCUUUUAUCAAUUAAAAUAUGUUGGUUUUCCAAUUGUUCUAACUAAAAUUUCAGCUCAGUCCAGUUUUCCAAUAUCAAAAAGCACGACAAAUAGACACUUUAUGAUGAAUUAAGAACCCACAAGAAACUUAACUUAAAGAAAGACGAUUAGUGAAAGAUUGGUAUGCAUGUCGGUGAAAAUUAGGGCAAUCGAGGACACUCUCUAGUCCUUUGGAACUAAAUCGUUCUCAGUAGUUCCGGUUAGCGGCAAGGUGUUUCCAAAGUGCUCAGCAGCUUCCAGCAACGCGUUCGUUAUCGAAAAGUUUGGAUUUUUCGCUUUGGAUACAUCGACAACUUUUUCCUUUCGGGUUUUCGGUAUCUGAGCGAUCGAAAUUACUUAAGUAGCCGGUAAGCAUUUAUUUCUCGGACGAAUCGUCGGAGGGGAACGAUUCUUUUUCCGGGAUCGGUUUGAGUAAACAAUGUUCUAAAUCACUUUUUUCGUGUUUACGCGUUUAUUUUCAAACACAAAUUAAAUUUCGGCUUCGCGUGAUUGUAUUCCCACCACACUAAAUGAGAGUUUCGCGUGAUAAGCUCGCGUAUACAAUAAUAUCGAAUUCGAAAUCCCGCUUUCAUAAACAAAUUCCCUUUAAAACCUAUCGUUUUGUAUAAAUUUCUCUCGUUAAAUUAGUGCGUAAACCGUAGCUGUUGAUAUUUAGCGGAAACCAUCAUUACCUAAUUAUAACUUUUCACCUAUUUUCGAACACACCCUGUAUAAUGGCGUAUGUAACCACGUCCCGAUGACGCAAGUUCGCUCGAUAUAUUCUGCGCUCAACGUCAUAGGGAUGGCGUACGUUUGGUGAUCCUUAAGGAAAACUGUAGAUAUAUAACAUAAGUCACUAAUUGAUAAGGUUUGCAAGAAUUAUAACAGGGCGUAUCGGCUUAUCGUGGCAGGACUUUUAACAGUCGAUGGUGUUUUUGAAGUCGAACAGUGAACAAAUGAUCAGUUUUCGAGAUACGUUAGAAAAAUUACACAUUUUUAUUUAUAUUUCGAGGAUGCAAGUCAAUAUCAAAUAAAAGCAAGCAAAAAUAUUCCCAUGGCUAAGCAAAUUCAUAUUAAAAGAAAAGGUGGUACUAAAAUGACAGCUGCCAAUAUAAAAAUAAAACUUUUGGCAAUUUUCAAUGUUUUCAUAUUCCGAUAAUUCCAAUUUUAAUUUUUUUUAAAAGGUUUUUGACAAUUCUUCUUCGGUAAGUUCCACUUUUAAAUUCUAAAUUAUUUACAAUUACUUCUCUAUUCACAGUUCCUAUUUAGAUUUAUAACAACUAAGAUAUCAAGGUAUUACACAUCAAAUUAACAACCUUCGUCAAUCAGAAAUAAAAAACGAAUCAAAUUAAAGUUUUACUAUGUUUAAAAUAAAUCAAUUUUUAUUUAAGUACACAGAUAAAUUGCCGAAUAGCUCAACAACUGCAUUCCGCAUUAAAAAUUGCCAUUUUACAACAGUGCCAAAUUGCGAAAGAAGCAGCGGCGUUGCCACUUUUAUUUCUUUCUUUUUUCCAACCGAAUCAUGACAAAAAAUAUUUCUUAUUGGUGAUUAUUUUUGAUUGGUUGUUAUUUGAUAUUCCUUAGGGCUCCUGGAAAUGGUUCCUGGAAAUAUUUAAUUAUAAACUCCGUGUCUCAAACACCAAGCAAUUGUUGACUAUAUUUUGUCAGACGUAAUAUCGACUGUUCAACUCGCACUACUAUAAAUUGAUACCUACCCACUUUAUAACCCUAAUUUCUAAAUUAUCCAGAAGAUAAUUAAAAAAAAAACAAAACGUAUUCUGGUCGGGAAUUGUGCAAUUCAGAUGUUGAAAAACCUUCUUUCUCGCAGCGUUUUUCAGUGAGAAAUUUAGGGUAUAAGUAGCUAAAAAUAAAAGUGAUUUUUUUUAAUAUACAAGGCCGUAAACGGCAAAAAACUGUAGAUACUAACCUUAAACGAUGUCGCCCGGUAUAUUUGUAGUUGUGCACCAACGUCCACGUUGGCAGUUGUGUUCCGUGCACUUCCUGUUGGAGGUUAGGUUUUCGUAACGUACCUAAAUUAGGCAACCAUUUCUACCCGAAUGACGAUGUAGUAAAUAAACAAUGUUUUAUGUUAAUGUGGAUUAAUGUUGAGACCUACCGUUAAUUUGUUGACGCGUGUUUGUUUAAAUUCUGCAGUGUGACUCGGUUAGUUUUCGUUAGUACCGAAUUAAAUUAAACUUUUGUUGACUGACGCUUGACAAUUCCAACGGAACCCCAAUGCCUGUUUCGUUUUUAACUUUAACGUACUCAAAAUUUCUUUUGUCCGAUUACAAUUGCUGCUAAGCUUCCUUACCUAAAAUGUUGGAUUUAAAUAUCCAAAACUUCAGGAGAUAUUAAACCAGCACUAAAUCCAGAUUUUGGUAGUCAAAAAUCUAAUUUUUACAUUUACUCAAUUAUGAGACAAUUACUCGUAAAAGCCAAAGCAGUAUAGUGACUAAAAAACUGCUUCGUAUUUGGCAAAUUUUAUGCUAUUUUAUGCUGUGGUGUUCAUUUUUUUUUUGUUUAUCUAGGAGUACAUAAAGCCCCAUUUUUUUCAAAAAGAACAAGAGAAAACCGAAACCGUGUUUUUUUGAUAUACGUGGUGAGUCUCGUUGGAAUUGUAACCGUAAUGAUAACACUUGUAGUGAUUUCGGGUUUAUAUUAAACACUUCCAAUGAGCGUCGACAUUUCUAAAUAAAAUUAAAAGACCAACAUUUAAUUUUCGCGGUAUUCGUAAUAAGCGUAGGGGUAUGAUUUUUUGAUUUGUUAUAGGUAGUCAAAACUGUUGAGGAUUGUCGAUGCUGUUUUGGGCGCGCGUACCGACGCGUACAUUUUGUAAAAAUAUUUUUCAAAUUCGAUUCGAUCGUGAUAAUUAUAUUAUAAACUAUGAUGUAUUAUAUUAUGAGAAUAAGUCAUUUUUAAAGUUGAAAACCAUGAUUUUGUUUAUUUUUUACGACGUAAUAUUAGCCAUUUUAAAUUUAAGCGAGUGAUAAGUUUGUCAAGUGAUGUUUUGGGAAGUUGUUUCAGAAUAAAUGUA
Molecule: messenger RNA, 5546 nt
Organism: Cylas formicarius (sweet potato weevil)
Lineage: Eukaryota; Metazoa; Arthropoda; Insecta; Coleoptera; Brentidae
Gene: Cdk5alpha
Product: cyclin-dependent kinase 5 activator 1
Exons: 3
Coding region: 108-1262 (384 amino acids)
Biological process (GO): positive regulation of cyclin-dependent protein serine/threonine kinase activity; activation of protein kinase activity
Cellular component (GO): protein kinase 5 complex; cytoplasm
Molecular function (GO): protein kinase binding; cyclin-dependent protein serine/threonine kinase activator activity
Source: RefSeq, a predicted model, not a curated record